AUGGCGGCUGCAAGCGCCUGCAACAGCAGCGGUGGCAGCAGCGACACGUCCAGCACCGGCGAGGAGGAGCGUCUGCGGCGGCUCUUCCAGACGUGCGACGGCGACGGCGAUGGCUACAUCAGCAGGAAUGACUUGCUGAUGGUCUGCCGACAGCUGAAUAUGGAAGAGUCAGUGGCUGAGAUCAUGAACCAAUUGGGCUCAGAUGAAAACGGGAAGAUUUCUUUCCAAGACUUCACAAGGUGCCACACACAGCUUGUUAGAGAAAUUAGGAAGGAGGAAGGAGACCUCUCCAUGAAAUCAGACAAGUCCAGUACAAAGAAGCUGAGGGAAAGAAUCACCUCCUGGCCCACGAGCAGUGACAACAGUCUGGGUGCUUUGUCAGCAGCCAGGGAGAGCUGGGAGGAUGAUUCUGGUGCCAGGGAUCUCCAGAGCCCGGACUUGCAGAGCCAGCUGCCCCUCCAGAAGCUGCUGGAGUAUGGCGGAAGCUCUUUGCCUCAGCAGGCUGUGCUCCACAAGCUUCUCACACACUCCCCGAAUUUUGGCACCUCUACAGGCGGAAGCUAUCUAGAGCUGGCCAGCACCAUGAAUUGUGGCAGUUCAAAGUGGCAGCUGCAGGCUUGA
This is a messenger RNA of Mus caroli (Ryukyu mouse), 621 nucleotides long. NCBI's taxonomy places the organism in Eukaryota, Metazoa, Chordata, Mammalia, Rodentia, Muridae. The record is from RefSeq and is a predicted model, not a curated record.